AUGGACCUUUCUGCAGAAACAGCGUUUGACAUUUUGCGUACAGCUCACUUCUACCAAGUUUCCAGUUUUGUACAGUAUUGUGCAGACUUGUUGAUGAAAGUCAUUACAACGGACAACGCAUGUGAUGUUCUCAGUAACGCGAUGUUGUACGACCUCACUGCACUGAGAGACACCUGCUGUUCUUUUAUCGACAACCAUACAUUGGAAGUCCUCGAAUCUGAAAGUUUUAUGAAUCUGAAUGAGAAAUGCCUGCUGUAUAUUCUAAAGGGUGAUACAUUGUAUGCCGAUGAAACAAAGAUAUUGGAAGCAGUUGAUAAAUGGGCAAGAAAGAAGAUUGCAGAAAAUGGAGAAGAAGUUAAUGGCAUGAAAGUCCGUAAAUUUAUUGGCGAGUGUUUUUAUCGAGUACGGAUACAAACUAUGACAAGUGAAUCAUUACUUAGAAGUGUAAGUAGGAAGGGGUACUUUUCAUUAGAAGAAUAUGCAGAUAUUUCAGGUUACAUCAACAGAAUACAACGUGUGGCUGUUUGCACAAACUCCUGUGAAAGGCGUAUUCCUGAGACAGAAACAUUAAUGGUAAAUAGUUCCGAAAGUGAUGAGAAAAAAUACAUACAUGAUAGCAUUACUAGUACAGUUCAAAUAGCUACAUAG
Ruditapes philippinarum (Manila clam) is the source of this 648-nucleotide messenger RNA. RefSeq lists its product as uncharacterized. The transcript has a single exon. NCBI's taxonomy places the organism in Eukaryota, Metazoa, Mollusca, Bivalvia, Venerida, Veneridae. The coding region runs from base 1 to 648 and encodes 215 amino acids. The record is from RefSeq and is a predicted model, not a curated record.